This is a messenger RNA of Pipistrellus kuhlii (Kuhl's pipistrelle), 2369 nucleotides long. It is a transcript of the gene CHRM3, whose product is annotated as cholinergic receptor muscarinic 3. The record is from RefSeq and is a predicted model, not a curated record. Gene Ontology annotation, molecular function: G protein-coupled acetylcholine receptor activity; G protein-coupled serotonin receptor activity. NCBI's taxonomy places the organism in Eukaryota, Metazoa, Chordata, Mammalia, Chiroptera, Vespertilionidae. Gene Ontology annotation, cellular component: synapse; plasma membrane; dendrite. The transcript has 2 exons. The coding region runs from base 174 to 2042 and encodes 622 amino acids. Gene Ontology annotation, biological process: chemical synaptic transmission; G protein-coupled receptor signaling pathway, coupled to cyclic nucleotide second messenger; saliva secretion.
AACUCCAUUCAACUUGCACUUGUGCUUUCAGAACCCCCGAAGCCUCGCCCGGAGCCGCGGUCUGAGCUCUUCCCGGCGGGCUGGACGAUGCGGCGGCGCCUUCCCGGGCCUGACCACACCUCCACGCUCGGCUCCUGGCGCAGGGAAGCCCGAGACUAUGUCCGAGAGUCACAAUGAACUUGCACAAUAACAACACAGUGCUGCCGUUGUUGCCAAACCUCAGCUCUCUCUGGGUGCCGGGAUCCCCGGGUGCAGGGCUGCCCCCGGGCACAGCCACCGACCCGGGCGGCUACAACGUGUCUCAGGCCUCGGGGAGUCCCUCUCCCGCCAAUGGCACCCUCAGCGACCCCCUGGGCGGCCACGCCCUCUGGCAGGUGGUCCUGAUCGCGGCCCUCACCGGGGUCGUCGCCCUGGUGACCAUCAUCGGCAACAUCCUGGUGAUCGUGGCGUUCAAGGUCAACAAGCAGCUGAAGACCGUCAACAACUACUUCCUGCUGAGCCUGGCCUGCGCCGACCUGAUCAUCGGGGUCAUCUCCAUGAACCUGUUCACCACCUACAUCAUCAUGAACCGCUGGGCGCUGGGCAACCUCGCCUGCGACCUCUGGCUCUCCAUCGACUACGUGGCCAGCAACGCCUCCGUCAUGAACCUGCUGGUGAUCAGCUUCGACCGCUACUUCUCCAUCACCCGGCCACUCACCUACCGGGCCAGGAGGACCACCAAGAGGGCCGGCAUGAUGAUCGGCCUGGCCUGGGUCAUCUCCUUCGUCCUCUGGGCGCCAGCCAUCCUGUUCUGGCAGUACUUCGUGGGCAAGCGCACGGUGCCCCCUGGGGAGUGCUACAUCCAGUUCCUCGACGAGCCCACCAUCACCUUCGGCACGGCCAUCGCCGCCUUCUACAUGCCCGUCACCAUCAUGACCAUCCUGUACUGGCGGAUCUACAAGGAGACGGAGAAGCGCACCAAGGAGCUGGCCGGGCUGCAGGCCUCGGGCACGGAGGCCGAGGCCGAACACUUUGUGCCCGCCGCCGCCGCCACCACCACCACCACCACGGGCAGCUCCCGAAGCUGCAGCAGCUAUGACCUCCAGCAGCAGGGCCCGGGCGCCCGCUCCGGGCGCCGGCGGUGCGGCGCCGGCGGCUGCUGUGACCUCUGGGUGCCCGCCAAGACCUGGGAGCCCAGCGCCCAGCGCGUGGUGGACCAGGACCACAGCAGCAGCGACAGCUGGAACAACAACGACGCAGCCGCCUCCCUGGAGAACUCGGCGUCCUCUGACGAGGAGGAGGAGGAGGAGGAGGACAUGGGCUCUGAGACCAGGGCCAUCUACUCCAUCGUGCUCAAGCUGCCGGGCCAUAGCACCCUGCUCAACUCUGCCGCCACCGCUGCGCCCCCGUCCCCGGACAGCCUGCGGGUGCCCGACCCGGAGCUGGGCACGGCGGGCACGGCGGCAGCGGAGAGGAAGGCCGGCAAGCUGCAGGCCCAGAGGAGCGUGGAGGACGGGGCCCGCUUCCCAAAGAGCUUCCCCCCCAAGCUCCCCAGCCGGCUGGAGUCGGCCGCCGACCCGGCCAAGGCCUCCUCCUCCUCCUCCUCCGACGCCAACUCCUCCGUGGGGAGGACCGCGGCCACGGCCACGCUACCUCUGUCCUUCAAGGAGGCCACCCUGGCCAAGAGGUUCGCCCUCAAGACCCGGAGCCAGAUCACCAAGCGGAAGCGCAUGUCCCUCAUCAAGGAGAAGAAGGCGGCCCAGACGCUCAGCGCCAUCCUGCUGGCCUUCAUCAUCACCUGGACGCCCUACAACAUCAUGGUCCUGGUGAGCACCUUCUGCGACAGCUGCAUCCCCAAGACCUACUGGAACCUGGGCUACUGGCUGUGCUACAUCAACAGCACCGUGAACCCCGUGUGCUACGCGCUCUGCAACAAGACCUUCCGCACCACCUUCAAGUCGCUGCUGCUCUGCCAGUGCGACCGGCGGCGGCGGCGCCGGCAGCAGUUCCAGCAGCGCCAGUCGGUGACCUUCCACCGCUGUGCGCCCGCGCAGGACCUGUAGCGUGAGCCUGGCGCGUGGCCGUGACCACCUUCUGCGGGUGUGCUCCCGCGCAGGGCGUGUCUGUCGAGUGAGCUUGGUCGAUGGCCGUGACCUUCGAUGGGUGUGAGCCUGAGCAGAGCAGGGCCUAAUACGUGAGCGUGGUCAAUGGCCGUGACCUUCUACAGGUGUGAGCCUGAGCAUGACUGUAGAGUGAGCUUGGUCAAUGGCCGUGACCUUCCAUAGGGGUACACCUGAGCAUGACUGUAGAGUGAGCUUGGUCAAUGGCCGUGACCUUCCAUAGGGGUACACCUGAGCAUGACUGUAGAGUGAGCUUGGUCAAUGGCCGUG